GUUUCAUGCAUACAAGCAAAUAAACAAUAGAGAAAUGGAGAUCAACGUCCACUCCUCUAGGUUCCAGCUCUGUUGCUUGGUUAUUCUCCUUUGCUCUCCCAUCAUAGCCUUUGCUUCUAGUAAUCCUCACGAGGACUUUCUUCAGUGCCUCACCCUCAAUUCGACAAACGAUACCUCCAUUUCACAAGUCGUAUACACUCCAGCCAACUCAUCGUAUUCAUAUGUCCUGGACGUUUCUAUACAAAACUUAAGGUUCCUAACACCGGAUGCCCCAAAGCCAUUAGUCAUCGUUACCCCGGUGGACGUCUCCCAAGUUCAAACCACGGUCUACUGCUCGAGAAAGUAUGGCCUACAAGUGCGAAUGCGGAGUGGGGGCCAUGACUACGAGGGUCUGUCAUACCUCUCUGGUGUCCCGUUCGUCAUCCUUGAUCUGGUCAACCUCAGAACUAUCACUGUUGAUGCUGGAAAUGCAACUGCAUGGGUGCAGUCAGGAGCCACUGUCGGGGAACUGUACUAUAGGAUCAGCGAAAAGAGCAUGACCUUAGGGUUCCCUGCUGGGGUUUGCCCCACCGUUGGGGUUGGCGGGCACUUCAGUGGCGGCGGCUAUGGAAUGAUGUUGCGCAAGUACGGUCUCGCAGCUGACAAUAUCAUGGAUGCGCAGGUCGUAGAUGUGAAUGGCAAGCUUCUUGACCGGAAAUUGAUGGGGGAGGAUCUCUUUUGGGCCAUUCGGGGAGGCGGAGGGAACACAUUCGGGGUGGUGGUCUCAUGGAAGAUCAGGCUUGUCCCGGUUCCGGAGACCGUGACUGGAUUCGCAGUCCUCCGAACCCUAGACCAGAAUGCCACCAGUCUUGUCAACAAGUGGCAAUUCAUCGCAGCCCAGGAACUCCCAGAUGAGCUGUACAUGAGGGUCAUCUUGCAGAGUUACAAUGGGGCAGACGGCAACAGAACGAUCCAAGCCAUCUUCCAAACCCUGUACCUAGGGGAGGCUGAUGAGCUUCUUGACGUGAUGGGCUCGAGCUUCCCGGAGCUUGGGCUGACAAGAGAGGACUGCAUCGAGAUGCCCUGGAUCAACUCAACCCUCUAUUUUACUGGAUUCUCAGGCCAGCCCUUGGAAAUCCUAUUGAACCGAAGCUCAAACACAAAAAGCUACUUCAAGAACAAGUCGGACUAUGUGAAGAAACCCAUCUCCGAGCCCGUGCUGGAGGAGAUAUGGAAGUGGUUCUUCAAGGCAGACCAAGGAGCCUUGCAAAUGAUAUUGAACCCUUACGGAGGAAGAAUGAGUGAAAUUUCUGAGUCUGCAAUUCCAUUCCCACAUAGGGCUGGAAAAAUAUACAUGAUCCAGCACAUAACUGCUUGGAAUAAUGGAUCAGUUGAGGAAUCUGCCAAGGGCAUAUCCUUGAUCAGGAGCUUAUAUGGAUUUAUGGCGCCUUAUGUUUCAAAAUCUCCAAGAUCAGCUUAUGUGAACUACCGAGACCUUGAUAUCGGGAUAAAUAACGAGUUUGGUAACACAAGUUACAGGCAAGCCAGUAUAUGGGGCACCAAGUAUUACAACCGAAACUUUGACAGGUUGGUGAGGGUGAAGACUGCGGUUGAUCCGAGUAAUUUCUUCAGGAACGAACAGAGUGUUCCCCCGCUCACUUCUUGGUAGAUGGAAACGUGUAACAUAUACAUAUACACAUUUAUUGAAUGGAUUGAGAAUAAAUAAGAUCUUGUGAGAUGAUUCUGUAUGUUACGAAAUAAAGAAGAGAACGUCCUGUACUUAUUGAAUUCACAUGUGUUGUAUAAUUUCAUCAUUAAGGUUCUCACUAAUAAUAUUUGUCAAAUGGAUUACUAAUUCUAUUA
Molecule: messenger RNA, 1842 nt
Organism: Punica granatum (pomegranate)
Lineage: Eukaryota; Viridiplantae; Streptophyta; Magnoliopsida; Myrtales; Lythraceae
Source: RefSeq, a predicted model, not a curated record